UUAUUUUAUGAAGUUGGCAGUGUUGAUGAUAUCUCAGAAUCUUUAUCAAUUUUUUUCUCUUGACAUCAUAUUCAUAACAGUGACGUGAAAAGAUGUGUGUGUUUAAGUUAACUAUGCAUCACAGUGAUCGUCCAUAGCUAUUGAAUCAUAGAUUGGUUCUGUCCUUACACUAUAACGUCACAUGUCCGAUUUUAAUAUUAAAUCCUAACAGUUUCAGGAAUGUGCAUUACAUCGGAUAAGAUUCAGUAUAAUUAAUUUGUAGAUCUUGGACUAUUGUCUCGAUCGGAUUUUGUUUAAGCGACUCCAGAAUGAGACAAGAGACUCAAUUUAUAAAUUUAUGUGCUAAAUUUAUUUCUUCUAUACUUUCUUUUCCCCGCUUUAAAGAUUGAGACGUGAUUAAUUUGGCUAAUAGUUGCUUUAGAUAUUAUAAAAAUGUUUCAACAUGAAUUUACUUCUGAAAUAUUGGUGAAGUGAACGAACGACAGAGAACUUGCGUUGGUUUCAAUAUCUUUUAAGCAUUUUAUAUUAAAAAAAACUUACGCAACUGUCCAAAAUGAAGGAUGAAUCCAUGACUCAUAGUACACUUGCUUUAUUUUCUUUUCUUGGUUAUGAAUCACAUCAUCCAAUAAUACCUCCUCUGAAAAUUAAUCUAUUACAACACGCAAUAGUCCCACAUGCCACAUCGCGACAGUAUAAGCGAAUCUUUUUGCUUUUGGUCUUUUUUUUUAUAUGAUCAAAUCAAUCAUCAAAUAUCAUAAAAUGCGAAGUUAAAAAGUUAAUAUCCGACCAUAGAUUGUGAACUAUAAUAUCCAAACCUAAUUAACAUAAACUGAUAAACACACCUACUAAAAACCUCCAAAACUGUUAUCCAAGAGACAAAAGUACCAGCGUAAUAGGUUUGUUAUUGUCGAAAUAAGGCCAUAAGACUUUGGGUUAUUUUGGUAAUCUAGUUUCAGAAAAUCAAGUUUGUAAUUUUAAAAAGGUAUUUUUUGCGUAAAGUGUAUAGUAUACUGUGCAAGAUCCUGAUGUGAGUAUACAUCGACAUAAAACUAAUUACCCUAAAGUUGGUUAGGUAAUCGUUAUAUGAUUUUUAUUUGUUUGUAUCAAGCAAUAAACAUUUCCAACAUAAUCAAAUAUAGUAAGAUUGUUCAUAUCACUCGCACGAAAUAAUAGAAAAUGAAAAUUUCCUUUUCGUGAUUAUAGAUCUUGUAUCUACAAUAUGUUGAGAACGUCAAUAAUCCAAUGGUUAUUUAGUCAAUGGAAAUAUUUCUACGAUAUGUGUAUCAUAUUCGUUUUUAUGUCGAUUUAAGACGUAAAGUAUAGGCUUUUAGUUUGUCGUCAUCUUCUAUGAUGCAUGCCGAUUAGAUUAUUCACGUGCGUCUCAUUAGAUGAUCUCGUUGUUGACGGUAUACAUAGUUUCUGAAAUAUUAAAAGAAAAAGUUGGUAAUAUAAAUUACGGUGAAACAAAUUAGACGAUUUCUUUAUGUAAGGAAAUAUUACGAACUAAUUAAUUUACUUUGUUAUACUCUUUGCUUUCUUUCCAAAAUAGGUGACCAAAACGUUAUAGUCUGUAAUCUUUAUUUUUAUUUAUUUGUAAACUUAUAGUUUGUAAUCUUUCCUUACAAAAAGAAACUGAUCAAUCUUAAGGUUUUGAAUCGUUUUAUGAAACAAAAUUAAAAACUUAUAGUUUGUAAUCUUUCCUUACAAAAAGAAACUGAUCAAUCUUAAGGUUUUGAAUCGUUUUAUGAAACAAAAUUAAAAGAUCGAUAUCAAAUCUAGGCUAUAGAACAAAACUACAGACCUGACACACUUGCAUUAAUAUUUUUCGAGUCUUCAUUGGUCAAGCAACAAAUAUUUAAAUAAUACGGUGGAUAUGAGUUAAAGUUUGAAAAUAAAUCGACAUGCUCUUCGUGGAGAGAGACUUGUUUCUUUUGUCAUCUCUCUACUCUUUUUCAAUCUACUUUAUCAUUCUAAAUAUUUUCUAAUAGUAUUGUGGAAAAAAUAGGUCUUUUCACAUGCAUCCAUUGAAUAAAGACAAUGAGUUAUUAAGAGUUAAAUAAUGUCUUUGUCCCCUAAGUGAAGCCUUCUUCCUUAAGCUUCUCUCCUUCUUUAUAUAUCUCUCACUUUCACUCUCUCCAUCUCCAAGAAAACAGAUAGACACAAUGUUGUUCUCUAAGGAUCUUCCUUCACCCACCUCAAUUUUCACAGCCUACGCAUCAAUGGCUGGUUACAUGAUGAUGAUACGCUCAAUGGCCCACGAGCUCAUCCCAGCUCCAAUCCAAGAGUUCAUCUACUCCACUCUCCGCUCUCUCUUCUUCCGUUCUUCUUCCACGACUCUCACUCUAACCAUCGACGACGACAACAUGGGCAUGGACAACGAGAUCUACCUCGACGCUCAGACCUACCUCUCCACCAAGAUCAGUCCAGACGCGGUCAGGCUCAGAAUCAGCAAAGGCCACAAGGACAAACACGUCACUCUCCAUCUCAGCAACGGAGAAAUCGUCGUCGACGUGUUCCAAGACGUGGAGCUCACGUGGAGGUUUGUUACCGACGGGGGAGAGAAGACAAACGGUGACGACGAUGGUAAGAGCGAGUACUUCGAGCUGAGUUUCGACAAGAAGCACAGAGACUUGGUCAUAAACUCUUACGUUCCUUACAUCGAGAGCAAAGCUAAAGACAUCAACGACGAGAGGAGGAUCUUGAUGCUGCACUCUCUCAACUGCCUCCGAUGGGAAUCGGUUAUCCUCGAGCAUCCUUCCACCUUUGAGACGAUGGCGAUGGAAGAUGAGCUCAAGCGUGAAGUCAUCGACGAUCUUGAUCGGUUCAUUAGGAGGAAAGAGUUUUACAAGAGAGUAGGGAAAGCUUGGAAGAGGGGUUACUUGCUGUACGGACCACCCGGAACCGGGAAGUCUAGUUUGGUUGCAGCUAUGGCUAAUUACCUCAGGUUUGAUGUCUAUGAUCUUCAGCUGGCUAGUGUGAUGCGUGACGCUGACCUAAGGAGGCUCUUGCUUGCGACACGUAACCGGUCGAUUCUUGUCAUAGAAGAUAUCGACUGUGCAGUGGACUUGCCUAAUAGGUUAGAGAAACAGCCUGUUGAUGGCAAGAACCGUGGCGAGACUCAGGGACCAUUGACGUUAUCGGGGCUACUAAAUUUCAUAGACGGAUUAUGGUCAAGCUGUGGAGACGAGCGGAUUAUAAUAUUUACGACGAACCAUAAAGAUAGGCUUGACCCGGCAUUGCUACGUCCUGGUCGUAUGGACAUGCACAUUUACAUGGGACAUUGCUCUUUUCAAGGAUUCAAGACUUUAGCCUCUAACUAUUUGGGCUUGAACGACACCACAAUGCCACACCGUCUUUAUCCUGAGAUCGAGAGACUGAUGGAAGGGGACGUAAUUACGCCGGCACAAGUCGCAGAGGAGCUGAUGAAAAGUGAGGAUGUUGACGUGGCGCUUGAGGGUUUGGUGAAUGUGUUAGAGAAGAUGAGGUUUAAAGCUGGUGAAUCGAGUCCAGGGAUGAAGAAGAACGAGAGUAGAUUGGAGAUGGAGGAGAUGAAAUUAAGGCGUGAUUCGGAGGGUUCUCCGAAGAAAAACAGCAAGAGGAUUAAGAAACUUGUUCUGUUUUGGACUUAAGACGUGUGUCAGAAACUUGUAUGAUCCAGUAUUAGUUCAAAUAAGAUUAUGAGGAGACAAAAAUAGAUCGAAGAGGCUUACUAUUGUAAAAGUUAAAAGAAGUUUGGACUCUGAUAUAAGUUUGUUUUUUAAAAGAAAAAUCUUAUAUAUUUUAUAUAUAUGGUUAUAAAUCGUUGUAGACCCAUGAAGAAACAGGGAACUUCAUUUUUUUUCAUAUAAAAUAUAGCCUUUGGAGGAGCA
Messenger RNA from Brassica rapa (field mustard), 3869 nucleotides. RefSeq names its product AAA-ATPase At5g17760. The record is from RefSeq and is a predicted model, not a curated record. Lineage: Eukaryota; Viridiplantae; Streptophyta; Magnoliopsida; Brassicales; Brassicaceae. Gene Ontology annotation, molecular function: ATP binding; ATP hydrolysis activity.